AAAAAAAAACACACCACCCCCCGCCCAGCCCAGCGCCGAGCCGCCCCCGGCCGCUCCCGCCAGCCCGCGGCCGCCGCAGCCAUGGAGGAGCCCGAGGCCGGGGGGGCCGCGCCGGCGCCGGGGCUGCGCUCGCUCCUGCCGCCCCGGGAGUUCCUCUGCUCCCGCAAGGGGCAGCUGCUCCUCGCCGAGACGGUGCUGUCAUUUAUCAUUUUUAUCUGCUAUAUUGCAUCUCUAGCUGCCUCUUUCAUGAUGGCACCACUCCUAGAGUUUCUGCUGGCACUAUUUCUUUUUUUUGCCUACGCCUCUAAACUUAAUGAGAAGUUUAAAGGACUCUACUGGCCUUUGACGGAUUUCCUGCGGUGCGUCACUGCUGCCAUUAUUUACUUUGCCAUUUCAAUUGCUGCUGUCUCAAAAUACAACGACGGAGCAUCUAAAGCAGCAGGAGUGUUUGGGUUCAUAGCCACAAUAGUGUACGCCAUUGAUUUCUACAUAACCUUCAAUGACCUGGUUACUUUUCUCAAGCAAGGCAGUUCCGAUUCCCCUGAAGGGCGCAAGUCAGAAGAUGAGGACUCAGAUUCUGACUCCGACUGAAGAACCCAACACCAACCAAGCAUGAAGGGAAGAUGAUCAAGCACCUUCCUCUCUGCUGAAUGCACUGCCAAUUCAAAUAUCUCCUUUAUUUCAGCCUUAGUAGCCUCUUUCCACCUCACUGUUUAUGGAAUCACCAAAGCACAGACAGGGCAGUGAUGUGGAAAAGGAGACUAUUCCCAAUGCCAUUAGAUGCUUUUUCAGAGCUACAGAUUUUACUUUAGUUCAACCUGCCCAAGGUCUGUAUCCAAACAACACAUCUCAAUUCUCUGUUGCCCCUCCUCACUCAGCACUACAAUGUACUGAGUAAACAGAACAUAGUAUUUUAAACAUAUAAGCAGAGCUUUUAAUACGCUUUACUUAAUUCCAACUCUGUAACACUUAGAGCUUUUAUACUUCUUGCUGUGCCAAAGAAGAGAGGCUUGGAAUGCCUCUAUUUGUAUUUUUCUUGAUUAACUAAUAGUAUUUCUUUAUCUGAAUAUUCCGCUAUCUCAAGCACUGAAGGCAUAGAUUGUAGUUAACACGUUGGUUUCAAUACAUUUGUAUCCACUGCCUAUCUGUGGCAAGAAAAAGCAACAACUGGAAACGUGUAGCAAGAACAAACCUCAAAGUAUAAUCGUGCCGCAGGGUGGCUGGCUCAUCAAACAUUCGGUAUCACUUUUGUAAGCUGUUUGGAUGGGGUCACAUCUCAUCUUCUGCAAUUUCAGCACUGAUACGAGGUAGCACAGACGAGGCAUUGUCUUACCAGCCCCCUUCCUACCAUUUGCAUGGAAGCCCUUGCACACACAGCUAAGGAAGGCUUGCCAAACACCAUCCAACAGUAUUUGCCUAUCAAAGCCUCCAAGUGUUUUACGCACAAGAUACCAUGGUCUGAUUUCAUGCUGUUGCAAACACUGGUCCUCCCACGAGUUUACUGUUUGUAAACUUAAAACUGUAAAACUCAGGAUACCUGGGCCCCAGGAGGGCAACACAUCCUUCCCACUGUGAAAAGGUAAAAAACCAACCUCCAAACUGAAGAAUGUCUGCAAUUAAUUUCAUUUUUGAGACCUCCCCCUCUUUUUGUGUGUGCGCUUUUCUGUUUCAGUUUGAGGUUUGGGUUUUGUCCCCCUGGAAGGACAUGAUUUAUCUUGUGAUCGAGUAUUCUGGUGGAAAAGCCGCCUGAUUUUACAAGAAGGUGUUUUUGUGGGUAGCACAACCUACCUUGAAAUAAUUUGUGUCCACUUACAGACACAUACUGCUUGGAAGAAACAUGGCAUGCUCCUUAUAUAUGGCAGCAGAUAGGUCUAUUGCAAAGAAACCUGUAUGCAUUAAAGAAAAAAUUAAUAUAGUACCAGAACAGGUGGCCUUAAAAAGUAAUUAAAAUGAGAGCAGAUGGUGCUAACACAGUAAAUGAAACACCAGGAUAAAACCAUAAAGGCAGAUUUCCUUUGGGAAUAAAUGACCACUGGGGUUCCAGUUCCCUGCCGGCAGCUGGCUGCUGACAGGCACAACCACGGUACCGAACAGCGAGCAGGUGCUUGGGAAGGUGCUGGCUGGACUCAGAGCUGCCUAACGGGCAGCUCCUACCUCUCCUCUUUCCAGACCACCGACAGAAUAAAGGCAAAACAAACGGUUGCUUCUAGAUGUGACAAAUCAUCUUCGAUUUUAUGAAAAAAAAUCUAUGCAUCUCUUCCUGUAUGAAAUUCUACCUUCCUUUCUCUUCUGUUGUCAUAUUUUACUGGCACGCACUGUGACGUCAGGGGACCUGGGCUCAUUUUUUAUAUUCAAUGGGUUUGUACUUCUCUUAUUUUUAUUAAAAAAAAAAAAUAAAAAUGUACUGCAUGUCACAGCUGGAAACUUGUACAUGGUUAGUAUUUAGAAACCAUGCUGGAUUAAACCUCUUUUAACAGAA
Molecule: messenger RNA, 2479 nt
Organism: Falco peregrinus (peregrine falcon)
Lineage: Eukaryota; Metazoa; Chordata; Aves; Falconiformes; Falconidae
Gene: CMTM3
Product: CKLF like MARVEL transmembrane domain containing 3
Exons: 5
Coding region: 82-591 (169 amino acids)
Cellular component (GO): membrane
Source: RefSeq, a predicted model, not a curated record